Messenger RNA from Trichosurus vulpecula (common brushtail), 525 nucleotides. RefSeq names its product ribonuclease A family member 12 (inactive) (gene RNASE12). The transcript is spliced from 2 exons. Lineage: Eukaryota; Metazoa; Chordata; Mammalia; Diprotodontia; Phalangeridae. Bases 1 to 525 code for a protein of 174 amino acids. The record is from RefSeq and is a predicted model, not a curated record. Gene Ontology annotation, molecular function: nucleic acid binding.
AUGGACCUGCUGCCUGCGAGAGACACAGCAAAUAAAAUAGGAGAGAAAGCAAGAAGUGUGAAUGGGAUCUUCCCCCUGCUACUACUACUGGUGCUCACUUUCCUGCUGAUGCUGGGUCUGAGCAGAGGUCUGGAUGAUGACCUAAAUGAAAAGACUUUCGAUGAGGAGCAUAUAGACUACCCCAAGUCUAACCGCUUAUCCAGGUACUGUAACUCCAUGAUGCUGUUGAAAAGAAUCCGGGGUCCCAAUGACACCUGCAAACGGAAGCACACAUUCAUCCAUGAGAAGCUAGACAAUCUUGUUAGCCUCUGCACUAACUUUACUACCCUUACUACAUGCAAGUACCCCUCAAGGAUGGACUGCCACCAGAGCCCAAUGAAGCUCCAGCUGACAGACUGUAGACUCAUUGAAGGAACAAAAUUCCCAGGAUGCAAAUACAAGUCUCUGCCCAAAUUCAACUCUAUCCUCUUCAACUGUGAUGAAUUAGGGCCUGUAUACUUACAUGGAAUUGUGGAGGAUUCUUAG